AUGUCUCUCACUGGCGUGAAGAUGUCGGAGGAUGUGUGGCUGACUUGUCUCACCCACGCCUUGUCUACCGAGACCGAGGAGAUCAUGGGCCUUCUCCUCGGCGAUAUUGAGUACUUGAAAAAUGGCAGAGUGAACGCACUUAUUUGGGGAGCAUCACCUCAGUCACGGUCUGAUCGCCGAAAGGACAGGGUCGAGACCAAUCCGGAGCAGUUGGCUGCUGCGUCUGCCCAGGCUGAGAUAUCCUUAUCGUUAAUCUUAUUUUGUGACAUUUUCCUUGUGCUAAAUUUACUUGCUAUUAGUCUGCACAGGAUGACUGCAACGACAGGUAAAACAACAAGAGUGAUAGGGUGGUACCAUUCACAUCCUCAUAUUACAGUGCUUCCUUCUCAUGUUGAUGUGCGGACUCAGGCUAUGUAUCAACUUUUGGAUCCUGGAUUUAUUGGUUUAAUAUUUUCUUGUUUCAGUGAAGACACAAAUAAGGUUGGAAGAAUCCAGGUAAUUGCAUUCCAGUCAUCAGAUGGGAGGCAGAAUAAUAUAUCAGGGCCUAUACCGGUAUCAGUUGUAAAUAGAAGUUAUAUAGACGUUGAAUCAUCACUAAGCACCUCAGAAAACGCAUUAGUGAAAUCUGGGUCAGGUAGAGGUGACAGCCCUGAACAAGACACUGGUGAUUCCAAAUUAGUAGCAGCAUCCCUGAAGGGUACAGGAAGACCUUCCGAGUUGGGGGAUUUCUUUGCAAAUGCUGAUGCCAGUUAUUCUGGAGGUGGGAGUUCUAGAUCGAGUGGCCCCACAGCAAAUUUGGACAUUGCAGUUGUUGAUAUUGACCCCAUGGAUAUGUCAGAAGGGAUGCAAGAAGCUAUGCACCGCUCUAAUAUGGACAUGAGCGGCGCAGAGUAUAUAAGGAAAGAAAUUACUCUUCAAGUUUUACCCACUUGGUCUCUUCUCAAUCUCGAUUCACCUUUAACGUCCUUGACUGAUUUACAACGUGUAUUAUUUGAAGAGGAAAGAGGGGCUUAUAGUCAAGCCAUCACCCAGAACUUGAGGAAUGGAAAAGUACAUCCCCUCGCGUUCAUUCACCAAACCUCUACUUAUCAAGCUUCCCUUUGUAAAUUGAUCGAGUACUGCUUGAGUCCUGCAAUAAGUGCCCUCCAGGAUCGCUUACGAGAGAAUGAAGUUAGGCUGGCGUUGCUCGCUGAUGAGGCCAAGUUUCUGGAGAAAGAGAUGGCACAGAAUGGUGAGCCAGCCGGCAGCAGGUCACCUGUCCAAGUAUCAUCGCCUGGUGGCAGAGGAAGUGUGUCACCACAGCAGAAGAGCUUACAUGGUUCAUCUGGAUCCCAUGGUCAAAGAGCUUCAGCUGGAGUGGGUAAUCGACACUGA
This is a messenger RNA of Linum trigynum, 1374 nucleotides long. Lineage: Eukaryota; Viridiplantae; Streptophyta; Magnoliopsida; Malpighiales; Linaceae. The record is from the annotation of a GenBank genome assembly.